GUCUGCGCCACUCCGCGCCCGACUGUCAGCGCGUGCGCGCGUCCGCGAUGUCAGUGUGAUCUGUGCUGUGUUUGUGUUCUUAAUUCAAAAAUAAAAAAUCGUGUAACCAGCCAUGUAUACCCAAGAAGUUCUAAGCAAAAAGGAAUCAGACAUGUCAAAGAACCUAGUGACUGGUGAAAUAGAAUACCGACCGAAGAAGAAGCAAGGAUGCAUGAUAGGUCUAGUGGUAGCCGUAGGUGUGCUCGCGCUGUCCCUUGCUGUCCUUACCGUGGUGAGGGAGAUGCAGAUAUCGCGGCUGAGGAGUGAGGUCGAUCAGCUGACUGUCAACAUGAUAGCGGUUACCGCGAACAUCAAAAAUCUUAAUCAGAAGGUGAACAGGGAUUUGAAUGAUUUUAAGACGCUGGAUGACGAUACGAUUUACGCCGACGGCGAAGAAGGCCCAGUGUCCAAGGACUCGGCCAUGGGCAAGCUGAAGGACGUGACGGUGCUGGAGGACGACACGGAGGACGUGGACGAUGAUGAUGAUUACGACGACGAGGAGAGCGGCUACUGGUACGAGGACUACGACAGGAGGCCCAAGAACGGCCACACAAACAUGGUGCACAUAAAACAGGAAGAGCUCCUGGGGUCAGUCGUCACGCAGGGCCAGAAGCGUCCCUCCGACCACCCCUCCAACAUCCACCAGAUACACCGGAUGCUGAACGGACUGGAUUCACAAGUCACAGGGGCUCCGAAGGACCGAGAUGAGACCGCGGCGCGUGAGAAGCGAAGCGUGUUUCCUGACUCCAACGCCAGUGACGCCGUCAUCUCCAAACCUGAAGACAGCCCCCGCCGCAAGAUGAAGAAGUUCUCAAGCUCGGAUUCGCCGAAGAUGUUCAACUUCCAGCACACCGUCUCCAGAACUGUACGGAACAGUGAUGACGUGGGACGGCGGCCGUUCGUGGCGGCUCAUUUUCACGGCAACACCAGCCAUCUCAACCCGGAGGUGCACGAGCAUUACAAAGGCAACGGCCUAGUCCGCGUAGCUCACGACGCCCCACACAACGUGUGGUACCCCGCCCCCUGGACGAUGUCGUCCCCCCACCCACGCCCCACACUCACCAACAAGGGGCACGUGCACGUGAGAGACACGGGCGUGUACCUCGUCUAUGUUCAGAUCUACUACCUCGACACCCACGACAUAAUCUCCUGGGUGCUCCACCGGACCAACGCCGAGAUCGAAGGCCGGGAGACGCUCCUCCAGUGCGCCCAGUCCUCCCACUCAUCCGAACGCCUCGAAAAACCGAACUCCUGUUUCUCAGCCGCCGCUUUAUUCUUAAAAGCUGGUGAUAGACUCGCUGUCCGGAAUACCGGUGGCGACAGACACUCGCUAAUGGAACCGGAGAAGAGUUUCAUCGGACUUAUUAAACUGGCCGAUGCUGAGGAUCCCAAUGAGGAGUUAUAAUUUAUAAGUGUUUGUUAGGGCCGUUUUUUAAUGUUUGCGGAAAAUAUUUGGUUGUGUUAAAUAUCUGAGUUAACUGUAUUUGUAUAUAUCAUGCAGUAAUCCGCGUGAGUUACAAUUAUUACUAUGUCGAUCCAAAGAAUGCUAUUGAGUAUUGACCGAUCAAAAGAUGAAAUGUAGGUAAGGUACAGCGGGGCAACACUCGACUGGGGAGCAAUUGUAACUGAUCCAUUUUUUUCAUUAUUGCACUAUAAUGUUAAGUUAUACAUGUAUCCACUGAACACGCCUGCCAAUAACCGGUGGACACUCUAUUUAAUAAUGCAAACAUUGUAAAACAUGGAAAAAAUUGAUCAGUUACGUUUGUCCCCCAGUCGCGAUUUGCCCCGCUGUACCUUAUAAGAAUUUGUGUGCAUUAUGCACAUUGGUUUUAAGGUCUGUAGGUACUUUUGCGCGAUUCAGGUACAUAAUAUAUAUUCACACACACGUAAGAUCCAGUGCCACUCUUGGCAAAUUAAGGAGUUAAAAGAAAACAAAAAUUGUGAUACAGUGACAGGUUGCCAGCUCAUCGCCCACAUCACAAUGAAUCCCAUAUCCCACAGUCGACUUCUACGUCACCCACGGCCCCCACAGGAGAAAAGGGGGUGACAUUCUAAACACAUCGACACACGGGGACGCGAUUUAAGUGUACAAGAUUUAUAUAUUUAAAAAAUAUAUUGUGUUAAUUAGACAAACGAAAUAUUUUCUGCGAACAGUUAUUUUAAUGUUUAGUUAGUGUUAACUAUAUUUUGCAUGUUGGCUAUGCUAACUUAACCCGCCGGCCCGGAUGUUUACAAUAGUGAUAAUAUAAUUUACGUAUAGUCAAACGAGUGCCAUUAUUAUUUUUAGAGUACCCGUGAUAGGACUGUCACAUACGGAUUCGUCAGAUAUAAAUGUUGAUGCGCCUCUGGUUACUAGCUAAAUAAUUCUAAAAUCUAUCUGCAAUUUUGCUAUGAAAUUUCUCUGAGUCUCAAUCUUUCCUGCGUGUUCACGGUACAAAUGUGAUAAUCUUUGAUUUUUUUUUUUUCAGUUUUAGCAGGAAGGCUUGUUUUAACCUUUUGAACGCUUUGCCUCCCGCUUUAAAAUGCCUGCACACCAAUACCUCUUGUAGUAAAUAACGAAUAUAAACCUUAUCUGUCAGCAGGACAAUUCCUUUGACAGCGUCCGCCAUAGCCACUUACCUUUGACAUACCAUACCUUACCUUACCUUACCUUACCUUACCUUACAUACCUUUGACAGUAUGUUCACAGUUUUUUAAAUACCUAAAAAUACAAGGUAUCGCAUUGUUACUUUCACCUUACUUACCAUUUAUGCGUUUUCAUUAAUAUUGGCUCACCAUAAAUAAAAAGUACCAAGUAAGUAACCACCUAUAAUUUUGUUCUUCAAUCUGGCCUUAAAAGGUUCACUUCUCCUGGAUCUAUCAAAUUUGACGGCUCCGGUUUGUUUACACUUUCAACAGCC
Molecule: messenger RNA, 2939 nt
Organism: Leguminivora glycinivorella
Lineage: Eukaryota; Metazoa; Arthropoda; Insecta; Lepidoptera; Tortricidae
Gene: egr
Product: protein eiger
Exons: 8
Coding region: 113-1444 (443 amino acids)
Biological process (GO): immune response
Cellular component (GO): membrane
Molecular function (GO): receptor ligand activity; tumor necrosis factor receptor binding
Source: RefSeq, a predicted model, not a curated record